This is a messenger RNA of Anisakis simplex (herring worm), 318 nucleotides long. NCBI's taxonomy places the organism in Eukaryota, Metazoa, Nematoda, Chromadorea, Rhabditida, Anisakidae. The record is from the annotation of a GenBank genome assembly.
AUGGUGCAACCAAAAUUGACGGCAAAAAAGCACGUACCAAAUAAAGAUGAACCUCGAAGCGAGUACAAUGAACAACUCAGUCUUGCGUUAGCUCUCUCGGCCAGCGAGAAUCCUUCUGAUGAACCAAUAAGUGUACCAGAACCGAAAGCGCAGUCGCUGAGAUCGCGAAAACUGAGACCGAGAUCGUAUUCAUUCAUUGAAAUGGAACCGAGGUCGUGCAGAUGUGAGGUGUUCGAACAGAUUCAGGUGACUGAUUGGUUUGUUGCUCAUUCAUUCCCUUUGAAUAAUUCUUCUGUUCAACCAUAUUUGAACAACUAA